Messenger RNA from Elgaria multicarinata webbii, 2294 nucleotides. RefSeq names its product SLAIN motif family member 1 (gene SLAIN1). Gene Ontology annotation, biological process: positive regulation of microtubule polymerization; cytoplasmic microtubule organization; microtubule nucleation. The coding region runs from base 1 to 1833 and encodes 610 amino acids. The record is from RefSeq and is a predicted model, not a curated record. The transcript is spliced from 8 exons. Gene Ontology annotation, cellular component: microtubule plus-end. Lineage: Eukaryota; Metazoa; Chordata; Lepidosauria; Squamata; Anguidae.
AUGGAGGCUGCGCUGCUGACGCCCAUCGUGGCCGAGGUGAAGCCGGGCGCGGUGAGCGCCGAGCUGGAGGUGAAGAAGCUGCAGGAGCUGGUGCGCAAGCUGGAGAAGCAGAACGAGCAGCUGCGCAGCCGGGCGGCCGCCGCCACCACCUCGCCCUCGGCGGCGCCCGGGCCGGGCCCCGCGAGUCCGCUGCAGCAGCUGCUGCUGCUCUCCCCCGCCGCCGUCCAGCAGCAGCAGCAGCCGCCGCCGCCGCCGCCGGGCUCGGGCCCCGGCAGCUCCCCGCCGGCCUGCAUGCCCAGCCCGGCGCCCGCUCUCCUGUGCCAAGCCGAGCCCUUCGUCUACUUUAAGCCGUCGCCCGCCGGAGGGGCAGGCGGCGGCGGUGGCGGUGGCGGCUCCUCCGGGCGCCAGGAAGCCACGGCCACCGCCACCCCCCCGGCCACCGUCUUGGACGAGGUGGAGGUGCUGGAUCUGCAGGGGGUCAGCGGCUGCGACGGAGAAGAGAAGGAGGAGGAGACGUGGUUGUACGUUGUGCCUGCUAAGAGCAUCCUAACCCAAGAAAAAUCACUGAGCCCUCUGCAGUGGUGCCGACAUGUCCUGGAUAAUCCAAGCCCUGAGAUAGAAGCUGCAAAACGCUCGCUGUGCUUCAGGCUGGAACAAGCUAGUCGAUGGCGGAGUCUGUUCUCUUCAUCUGUCUCCUUGGCUUUCCCCUAUAGUCCUGUUGCAAGGCUCACUCCAUAUAGCAAUGGCUUUAACACUCCUGCCUUCUCUAAAACCUUCAGUAAAGCAAUAUUAACACCUGAGAGAACAGGUUGUAUAUCUAGAAGCUCCCCUCUCAGCCCCCAGUCAUCCAUAGACAGUGAACUGAGCACCUCAGAACUAGAAGAUGAUUCCAUCUCCAUGGGAUAUAAACUGCAAGACCUCACUGAUGUCCAGAUCAUGGCUCGGCUGCAAGAAGAGAGUCUGAGACAAGACUAUGCUUCUACUUCAGCAUCUGUGUCGAGAAACAGCUCCACUGUGUCUCUUCAUUCCGGCAAGAAAGGGACCAGCAGCGAUCAGGAAUUUGAUCGCUACAGCCUUGAGGAUGAGGAGGAAGAAUUUGACCACCUGCCCCCUCCACAACCUCGGCUCACGCGUUGCUCCCCAUUCCAAAGAGGGAUUCCCCAUUCACAGACUUUCUCCAGCAUACGGGACUGCAGAAGAAGCCCAACGUCCCCCUAUUUCCCCUCAAAUAAUUAUCAGCAACAGUGUUAUUCUCCUCAAGCUCAAAGUCCCGUUGAGCCACAAUCAAACAGGAUUAAUGGAGACAAACUCCGAAGGAGCAUGCCGAAUUUAGCUCGAAUGCCAAGCACCCCCACCGUCAGUACCAAUGUCAGCUCUGCAAUCACAGUGAGGAACAGCCUAAGCUUUGAUUCUAAUCUACAUGGAGCUGGUAAUGGGAUUUCAAGAAUACAGUCUUGCAUUCCUUCUCCAGGGCAACUUCAACACCGAGUUCACAGUGUGGGACACUUUCCAGUAUCUGUCAGGCAACCUCUCAAAGCCACAGCCUACGUGAGUCCGACUGUUCAAGGGAGCAGCAGUAACAGCAGCAACAUUCCGUUGUCCAGCAACACCUUACAGCUACACUCUAACACAGGCAUCCCAAUGCCAAACAAGACUGCAAACGCAGGCAUUGUAAUUCGCAGUGGUCUUCCGAGGCCUUCCCUGGCUAUAAGCGGGAGCAGCAUACCCAGGAGCAAAAUUGCACAGCCAAUUCGAAGUUUUCUCCAGCCACCAAAGCCUCUUUCCUCGCUUAGUACUCUACGGGAUGGCAACUGGAGAGACGGCUGUUACUGAUGCUGGAUGUUGACCAGAACUACGUACAAGAAAUAAUGCAGAUCCACCUACCCAGCUGGCUGGGUAACUAUAACUGUGGAAGGGUGGAUGGGUAAUAUGGCACUGUUUCUUACUCUUCUGUCAUUACCAUUGGUCACUAAACAUAUUGCACUUAGUUGUUUUCCGGGGGAGGGGGGGGAACGGCAGUAUUGUUAAUGUGGCAGCGGUCUUAUUUAGAGUUUUUAAAUACAUGCACAAAGAACCCAAAUUAUCCCGCUCGGGGGAGCCAAAAUGUGACUUCUGAAUACUUUGUCAUAAUCAAAUGUUCAGAACUUUUAAAGUUUCUCUCUCUCUCUCAUUUUAAUGUGUUCUCUUGCAAAUUUACAAAAUAGAUUCUCAUACUACCUGCUUCCAUUUUUCUUUUGUAGACUUUCCAAGGGGGGCAUAUUUUUGCACUUAAUGCAUUUUUACAUUUGCUUGAA